Ornithorhynchus anatinus (platypus) is the source of this 761-nucleotide messenger RNA. RefSeq names its product loricrin cornified envelope precursor protein (gene LORICRIN). The transcript is spliced from 2 exons. Bases 159 to 761 code for a protein of 200 amino acids. The record is from RefSeq and is a predicted model, not a curated record. NCBI's taxonomy places the organism in Eukaryota, Metazoa, Chordata, Mammalia, Monotremata, Ornithorhynchidae.
GGUUGGGCCCCAAAUUAGAGCGGUAAGCCCUGCCCCCAGAAUCACCAAGAACGGAUAUAAAAAGGCUCCGGCCUCCGAGAAUCCUCACACACCUGCCUCCUUCUCCUUCUCCAGAUUUGCUUCUUCCUGACUCAGGCUCGACCCUCGGACGCCCCGAGAUGUCUUACCAGCAGCACCAGACGACGCAGCCGACCCCCAUACCCCCGGUGGGCUGCGGCGGAGGGUCCGGCGGCGGCGGCGGCGGCGGGUCCGGUGGUGGGAGCGGGGGCUGCGGCGGAGGCUGCGGCGGAGGCUCCGGUGGAGGCUCCGGUGGAGGCGGCUACUUCCCGUCUCAGCAGCAGACCCAGCCCCAGGGCAACCUCCCCUCCGGCGGCGGCGGCGGCGGCGGCGGCGGAGGCUGCGGCGGCUCCUCCGGGGGCGGAAAGGCGUCCGGUGGCGGCAGCUGGUCCGGUGGCGGAGUCGUCAUCGGGGGCGGCGGAGGAAAAUCCUCCGGGGGCGGCGGUUCCUCCGGAGGCUGCGGUGGCUCCGGGAGCGGCGGUUCCUCCGGGGGCUGCGGGGGCGGCGGGGGCUCCUACACCCAGCAGACCACCUACGUGCCGGUGCAGACCUCCGGCGGCGGCUGCUCCGGCGGGGGCUCCUCCGGCGGGGGCUCGUCCUCCGGGGGCUGCUCCGGCGGGGGCUCGUCCUCCGGGGGCUGCUCCGGUGGGGGCUCGGCCCCCCAGACCCAGCAGAAGCAGCCCACCUCCUGGCCCACCAAGUAA